This is a messenger RNA of Tilletiopsis washingtonensis, 1340 nucleotides long. RefSeq lists its product as hypothetical. The coding region runs from base 184 to 1083 and encodes 299 amino acids. The record is from RefSeq and is a predicted model, not a curated record. The transcript has 5 exons. NCBI's taxonomy places the organism in Eukaryota, Fungi, Basidiomycota, Exobasidiomycetes, Entylomatales.
UCGACGGAAGCUGCUUGGCAGUGCGGGUGCUCAUGCAGCCGGAAGGCGGCUGUGAGAUGCCGGACGGAGGCUUGAUGCCGUGAACUCAGCUUAGAGGCAUACAAAAGCGCACGAGCUCGCCGUCCUCGCCCCCGUCAUCAGCACCCUCGACCCUCUCUCCCACCCGCACUUCUACACGCCAGUAUGUCGUCCUCAGUCAAGCGUGUGGACAUGCCGUACGACGUGACGGAGAUCACGGCGGAGACGCCGCUGCCCUUCGAUGACGAGUCGCGCCAGCUCUUCAAGCAGGCCAGUCCGCUGCUCGCCGGCCUCACGGACGAGGAGCUCGCCAAGCACAUCAUCGCCGUGCGCGAUGAGGCAUACAAGGCCAGCAACCCAUACCCGUGCAUCGCCACAUUCUUCUUCGUGCAUCCCGCCGUCUCGACGCUGCAGCACAAGUGGUACCGCGCACUGCGGGCGCGCCUCAACGACCCGCAGGCCAAGCUGCUUGACUUCGCAUGCUGUGUGGGUCAGGACCUGCGCUACCUGCACCAGGACGGCGUCAAGGGCCACCAGAUCGUCGGAGCGGAUCUGGAGCCCAAAUACUUCGAGCUGGGCCAGCGCCUCUUUGCCGACAAGGAGCUGGCCAUCGGUCGUGAAGCUAAGUUCGUCGAGUGCGACAUUUUCAACGCUCGCCACCGUGCCAGCGUGAUGAGCGCCGGCCGCCCGGGCAACGGCGGCUACGACGUCAUCUGGAUCGGCUUCUUUAUUCACCUCUUUCCCUUCGAGCAACACAAGGAGGUGCUGAAGUACCUCCUCUCCUUCAUGAGCAAGGCACCGGGCACCUGCAUUGCCGGUCGCCUGGCUGGCACUGCAGAAGCGCAGCCCAUACUGCGCGUCUAUCCCGACAAGAGCGGGUCCUGGUCAAUCGACGUCGAGAAUGCCAGUCUCUUCCUGCACAACGAGGACUCGCUCAAGGCUGUCUUUGAGGACGUCGCGCCUGGCGAGUGGCGCCUCGAGGCGCAGGUGGCGAAGCGCUGGCCUCCCGCGCUUGCGAUGCGGGACUUGCCCCAGAUGCUCAACUUCAUCGCCACGCGCAAGUGAGCGAGCUCGUCGUCGCUGUGGCAGCGCGAUCGGAUCGUGAAGAUCGUGAAUUGAUGCAUCUCGACCUGACCCCACCGCUGGCGCGUGUGCUUGUGUGUGAUGUUGACGCGUGUGCUCAAGAGGAGCCACGAGGUGCAGACGAAGGCUUGCAGCCUGGCUUCGCAUACGCAGGGGUAUCUUGUACAUCGUCUUGAUGCUCUUGCGACAGCGCGCGUGAGGCCCGAGUCGACGAUGUGCACACGCGCCCUCCACGGCUU